This is a messenger RNA of Micromonas pusilla CCMP1545, 2181 nucleotides long. RefSeq lists its product as uncharacterized. Gene Ontology annotation, biological process: cilium assembly. Bases 1 to 2181 code for a protein of 726 amino acids. The transcript has a single exon. The record is from RefSeq and is a predicted model, not a curated record. NCBI's taxonomy places the organism in Eukaryota, Viridiplantae, Chlorophyta, Mamiellophyceae, Mamiellales, Mamiellaceae. Gene Ontology annotation, cellular component: centriolar satellite.
AUGGGCAAGGCGAAGGACCGCCUCGAGCGCCUGCUCGACGAGCUCAACAAGGACGCGCGAGGCGACGACGGCGACACCGACGACACCGACGCGACCCCGUCCACGGUCUCGGGCGUCACGGAGGCGGAGAACGAGGUGGAAGCCAUCAGGCGCAUGGCGGCCGCGCGGGAAGGACGCGACCCGGACGACGGCCCGCAUCUCGGACGCCUCGAGAUGAAGGUGGCGCAGCGCACGGCGAAGCUCGAGGAGCGCCUCGCGAUCCUCGUCGAGGAGAACGUCAAGAAGGACGAGCGGCAUCUCGAGGCGAUGGUGGCGAAAGAGAAGGCGUUCGACGCGGAGCGGCAGAAGAUGCUCGACGCGGUGAACCACCUCAAGGCGAAGCAGACCGAGCUCGAGAGGCUCGCGCCGCCGCUUCGCGAGGCGAUCGCGGAGGCGAAGAACGACGUCCAGAGCGUGGUGUGCUCGCAAGAGCGGCUCAAGGAGCUCAAGACGAUGGACGCGAAGGACCUCUCCCUGCGCGAGUUUUGCGUGCUGCGCGUCCACGAGGAGACGGCGAGCCUGCGCGCCGAUCUCGACAUCACGCGCGUGGAGCGCGACGCCGCGCGCGACGCGGCGUCGCGCGCGAAGCUGGACAACGAGCGCCUCGUCCGCGAGACGCGGCGCGCGACGGCGAACAUCAGCGCGAGCGAGCAGGAUAACGCGGCGGAGCGCGCGGCGCUCGACGCGCGAUGCGAACGCCUGUCGAAAGAUUUGGAAGACGCGCUCGUGAGAUGCGAGGUGCUCACGGCGAAGGGCGCGAUGUACGACGAGGUCGCCGCGUCCGUGGACGCGCACAAGACGAGGGCGCACGAGUGCGAGCGCGCCGCCGCGGUGGCGAGCGCGAACGAGUCGCUCGUGAGAAAGGAGCGCGAUUCGCUCGCGGAACAGCUGUCGUCGACGCGACACCGAGCCGACCUUCUGACGCAGGACAAGGCGUACCUCUCGCGCGAGGUGGACGCGCACGCCGAGCGCGAGCGCAAGGCGGAGAUGGAGGAGGAUCGAAUGCGCGAGAAAAUCUCCGAGCUCAAGGCGCAGCGCGACGACCUCAGGGAGAAGCUCAUGCGCGGGAACGACGAAGCAUCCGCCGCGCACGAGGAAAGGCUUCGCGCCGAGGUGGAACGCCUGCGCGUCAAAGCCGCGGAGGAUCUCGCGGCGCUGCGCGAGGAGCACGCGUCGCAACGCGAUCGAGAGAUCCGCGCGCUGAAGGAUCUGCGCGACGCCGCGGUGAACGACGCGAGCGGCGCGAGGCUCGAGCUGAACGACGCGCGACGCGAUUACGACGACUUGCUCGCCGCGCAUCGCUCGUCGCAGAAAUCCUCCGACGUCAGCAUCGCGCAGCUCACGGGGGAGCUGCGCAUGAAAGCCAUGGAGCUCGAGCGGAUUAGCAUGCUGCACGGCGAGAGCGUCGGGAAUAACAAGGUGAUGCGCAUGGAGUGCGAGAUGCUCACGAAGAAGUGCCGGCUGCUGGAACAGCAGUACGUCUCGCUAGAGAACGAGGCGCGGAGACGGCAGAGCGACGUGGACCUGACGCUCGCGGAGCAAGCCGCGCGGUUGGAGCACUACGAGGCUCUCGAACAGGAGCUCGACGACGCGGUCGUGCGCGAGGCGGCCGACGGUCAAGCCGCGAGCGUCAGCGGCGGCGAGAACCGCGUCACCGCGCUCGCGGCGCUCGGCGGCGCCGUCCCCGCGUCGCUGCGGCGGCGGCUGCAGCAGUCCGUCGCGCUCGGCCGGAGAUGCAACGAGCUCGAGAAGCAGUGCAAGCUGGCGUGCGACGCGAAGGACGACAUGACCAGGCGCGUGGAGGACCUCGAACAGCAGUUGAGACGCGCGCAGAGCAGGGUAUCGGACGCGACGCAGCCGUAUAAUUAUCUCGUCGAUCGCAUCGCGGCGGCGGAGAACGACGCGGACGCGGCGGCGAGCCGCGAACGCGUCGCCGUGCAGCAGCUCAACGCGGCCAAGGCGAACGCCGCGGCGGCGCACGCGGAGGCGGACGCGCUCAGGAGGGAUCUGAAGCGAGCGCUGGACGAGCGAGGGAACGUGGCGAAGCUGAAGGCGAUGCUCAUCAAGCAGCAGGCGGGACGGAGCGGCGGAGGACGGUCGCGCGCGCCGUUGAAGGACCUGCCGCCGCUGCAAGGGAAGUGA